Molecule: messenger RNA, 1959 nt
Organism: Penicillium waksmanii
Lineage: Eukaryota; Fungi; Ascomycota; Eurotiomycetes; Eurotiales; Aspergillaceae
Exons: 3
Coding region: 1-1959 (652 amino acids)
Biological process (GO): regulation of DNA-templated transcription
Cellular component (GO): nucleus
Molecular function (GO): transcription cis-regulatory region binding; DNA-binding transcription factor activity, RNA polymerase II-specific
Source: RefSeq, a predicted model, not a curated record
AUGCGUCUAUACAGAGCCUUCUUCUGGGGCAAGAACAAAUCGGAGAGAAGCCUCGUGAGUGUCACAACCCCAUCUGCUGUCUGCAUGGUCUUAUCUACCAAGAGACUCGAGGAGAAGGUGGAGCUGUUGUCCACGCAAGUGGCUACUUUAACACAACAUCUCCGUUCAACCUCAUUUCAAGGUUCCCGAAGUAAUUGCCCUACCAAUGAGAGUCUUUACUCCAGCAUUUCAUCCUCACACGACCGAUUAAAUGGAAGUCACUUUGCGUCUCCGGGAUCCCUGCCCAGGCCCAGAGACGUUCAUGAUGACGGCUUGAACAACGCUGUUAUACAUGACCUUGGAGGUCUGGCAGCUGCGGAUCGUCGACUGGAGACUUUCCGACGAGGUUUUGUCAACUACUUCCCAUUUGUGAUUGUACCUCCCAAAGUCAGCGUGGAAGCUCUUCGAUACGACAAUCCAUUCCUUUUCUUGUGUAUUAUGGCCGUCACAUCUUUUGAGGAUCCCAUACUACAGCGCAAACUAGGGCAGGAGAUCAAGAAGCAAAUUUGUGAUCGCUUAGUGAUGGGCCAUGAAGUUAGUAUGGAUCUGUUACAAGGUCUUUUGGUAUUCGUGGCUUGGUAUCAAUACUUCUGUCUGCCUGGGAAGCAUCAAUACUUCCUCAUGUUACAGCUUUGUGUUAAUAUGUGCCAUGAGUUGAGAUUAGACUCGAAUGAGAAGGGUAAGAGAGGUCUAGAGGAGGUUCAAACUCAGUUGAAAGCGCGAAAUCCGGCAGAGAUGAGAGCUCUUCUUGGAACAUAUUGCUUAUCAUCUUUGUUAUCGAUGGUGUUGAGAAAACGGACGAUUAUGUACUACACGUCGUAUAUGGAGGAUUGCUGCACAUAUCUUUCACAACUGAGGGAUGCUCCCAGCGAUCAAUUGAUCGCGCCAUUUGUGGAAAUCCACGUCCUUCAGCGGAAGAUUAGUGACGCUUUCUGCCACCACGAUAUAUCUACCUGCGACAUAAGAGGGGAGCGCGCACUCCAGAUCACCGUUGAUUCUUUCUCUCGUGAAAUUGAUGGACUUAAGAAGAAUAUUGGCUUAACAAACAGAAAUGCAAUUCUGGUCCAACAACUUCACUUCCUGGAUGUCUGGAUUCGCGAAGUUGCGCUCUAUAACGAGCUUUGGCAAAGCGCAUUCGUGCCUGCCCGACUCACUCAACCAGAGACUGAUCACUCACUUCACUUCUCAAUGCAGCGGACUAAUAUGCUGUGGCAGCUCGUCGCAGCAACUGCCUCAUUUCAUGAUUGGUGUCUGUCAGUUGACAAUACCGAGCUACUUCAUUUUCCAUUCUCCUGGUGGGCAGAUCUUUCUUACGUCAUUAUCGUUCAAGUCAGGACGGUUUUCCUCGACUGUGGGACUGGAAUCACAGGAAAAGAACAGAUAAAUUUAUGGGAACAUGACCAAGCAGAAUCACUAGAAGCUGACUUCAGAAGAGCUGCUGAAAAGGAAGUCAUGAUACCUCAUAUACUGGAUGUGUAUAUGAGGAAAUUGGCCACAGUGACCACGCAGCUUGUUGAUGAUGACGGCAACAGGGACAUGAUAUAUAAUUAUGGGGUUUUGCUAAAAAGCAUACAAUCUGGGUAUAAAAGCCGAAUUGAGGUUGAGAAUAGACCUGCGCCGGGGAAAUUUGAAACGCAGCAAAAGCAACCACCCCUUUCACAGCUGUCGCAUCCGGAAGUCAGGAGUACGGAAAUACGAGGAUCGACGCCGCCAGCAGUCAGCACAAAUCAUAUGGAGCUAGAAAUAGGUGACCUGCACAGUUCUUCUACAAGUCAACUGGAUUUGCAAUUUGAUUUGGCCGAACCCGGACAAGUAGACUCGCAAUCUGAUUUGGCCGAACCUGGAUUUGACGACUUCGUGUGGGACACGAUGAUGAAUGAGUUUUCAUUCCUCACACCCCAAAAUGGACCAUUUCUUUGA